This is a messenger RNA of Colletotrichum orchidophilum, 1104 nucleotides long. RefSeq names its product guanine nucleotide-binding protein alpha-2 subunit. Gene Ontology annotation, biological process: G protein-coupled receptor signaling pathway. The record is from RefSeq and is a predicted model, not a curated record. Bases 1 to 1104 code for a protein of 367 amino acids. Lineage: Eukaryota; Fungi; Ascomycota; Sordariomycetes; Glomerellales; Glomerellaceae. Gene Ontology annotation, molecular function: GTPase activity; GTP binding; G-protein beta/gamma-subunit complex binding. Gene Ontology annotation, cellular component: heterotrimeric G-protein complex. The transcript is spliced from 5 exons.
AUGUGCUUCGGGGCCCGAACAAAAGAUGACAGCGGCGGUGCUCGUUCGCGCGAUCUCGACCGCAUGAUCCGCCAAGAUGAAAAGCGCCUGUCAAAAGAGGUCAAACUGUUGUUGCUGGGCGCCGGAGAAUCUGGAAAAUCUACAGUUUUGAAGCAGAUGAAGUUGAUCUACGCACAAGGCUUCAGCAAGAACGAAAAGCUCGAAUGGAAGCCAGUCGUGUUCAACAACAUUGUCCAAUCAUUCCGUUUGAUCCAAGAUGCCAUGACCGAGAUGGGAAUCGAGUUCAGCAACCCUGAAAAUGAGGCAAGUCGACCCCGAUAUGCUCCUGGUGACGUUAAUUGCAAGCACAUGGCGCAUAUCCUGGUGGAACACGAGAUCAACGCCCAAGAUCCUCUUCCGCGCGAUUACCUGCAACCCGUCAAGGAACUCUGGGUCGACGGCGGUGUCAAGCAGGCCAUUGCAAAGGGCAAUGAGUUUGCCCUCCACGACAACCUCGCAUACUUUUGCGAUGAUUUAGAUCGAAUUUGGGACCCGAGCUACGAACCUACAGACCAAGAUUUACUGCGCUCAAGACUGCGAACUACGGGCAUCACCGAGACAGUCUUCGAUCUGGGUCAGCUGACGUACCGCAUGUUCGACGUUGGUGGCCAACGUUCAGAGAGAAAGAAGUGGAUUCACUGCUUCGAAAAUGUCAACUGCUUGCUCUUCCUCGUUGCUAUCAGCGGUUACGACCAAUGCCUUGUCGAGGACAAGGACGGCAAUCAAAUGAAUGAAGCGCUGAUGCUCUGGGAGUCGAUUGCCAACUCUCACUGGUUCACAAAAUCUGCCCUCAUCCUUUUCCUGAACAAGAUGGAUCUCUUCAAAGAGAAGCUGCCUCACAACCCGAUUACAUCGCACGGCUUCACUGAUUACCAUGGUCCAGCCGAAGACUGGAAGUCCGCCAGCAAAUACUUUUUGGACAAGUUCCGCGCCCUCAACCGCAACACUGAGAAGGAAAUCUAUGGACACUUUACGAACGCCACGGAUACGAAUUUGCUCAAAAUCACCAUGGGCUCGGUCCAGGACAUGAUCAUCCAGCGCAACCUGAAGCAACUGAUACUAUAA